CAUUACGUAAAAGUAUUACGUCAAAAAAGACGUUCUUCUCGCGGCGUUCAGUUUAAUUCGGUAAUUUCGAAAGGACAGGUGUUUAAACGAAGAAUAAGAGUUUAAGGAACCCGGAAAGAUGUUGUCGCUGUAUAGAACGGGGCUUAUCUGCAAUUUACAAAGAAUGGGUGCGAGAUGUCUAUCGGCUUCGGUCGUACCAGAAUUGAAAGUUGACGAUUUUGGGGUGAAAAACGAACCCGUUUUGGGGUAUUUAAAAGGAUCGAAAGAACGCGCGGAAUUAGAACAAGCCCUUAAAGAGACCGCCUCGAAAACUGAAGAUGUCCCCAUUGUUAUUGGAAAUGAAGAAAUUCGUACUAACGAAGUCCGAUAUCAGGUUAUGCCUCAUAAUCAUAAACAAAAAUUGGCGAAAUUUUAUUACGCCGAUGCGAAAUUGAUAAAUAAAGCGAUCGAUGUGGCGGUUGAGACGCAAAGGAAAUGGGAUAAAGUGCCGAUUCCGGAACGAUUGAGGAUUUGGGAGAAAGCGGCGAGUAUGAUGGCCGGGGAGUAUCGGCAAAAAUUGAACACUGCGACCAUGUUGGGGCAGGCUAAAACUAUAAUUCAGGCGGAAAUCGAUUCGGCGGCCGAAUUGAUCGACUUUUUCCGCUUAAAUAGCUACUUUUUGAAAGAGGCCACGAAAUAUCAACCAAUCUCAGAGAAUCCGAAGGUCACUAAAAACACAAUGAGAUAUCGUGGAAUCGAUGGGUUCAUCGCGGCGGUUUCCCCGUUUAAUUUUACAGCGAUUGGAGGAAAUUUAGCCUACACCCCGGCUUUAAUGGGAAACGCAAUUUUAUGGAAACCAAGUGACACCGCGCUCCUUUCAAAUUGGUUAAUUUUUAAGAUCUGCCGCGAAGCGGGGGUCCCCCCGGGCGUCGUUAAUUUCAUCCCCGCCGAUGGCCCGGUUUUCGGAGACACAAUAACCGCCUCUAAGUAUUUAGCCGGCAUUAACUUCACCGGAAGUGUCCCAACCUUCACGAGAUUAUGGACCCAGGUUGGAAAAAAUAUCAACAAAUACGUGAAUUUUCCACGGUUAAUCGGAGAAUGCGGAGGGAAAAAUUAUCACUUCGUGCAUCCAUCAGCCGAUGUUGAAACGGUCGUUAACGGAACGAUUCGGAGUUCGUUCGAAUUUUGCGGGCAAAAAUGUUCGGCGUGUUCGAGAAUGUACGUUCCAGAGUCGUUGUGGGGAAAAGUGAAGGAUGGGUUAUUAAAAAAGCGCGCCCAAUUAAAAAUUGGGGACCCCACCGAUCCCGAAAGUUUCACUUCGGCCGUUAUCGAUGAUAAAGCUUUUAAUCGCAUCAAGGGGUAUAUUGAUCACGCGAAAAAAUCGUCUAAUUUGGAAGUAAUCGGCGGAGGGAAAUGCGACGAUUCAACCGGAUAUUUCAUCGAACCCACGAUCGUACAAUCAAAAGAUCCUAAAGAUAAAAUCAUGGUUGAGGAAAUUUUCGGCCCAGUUUUAACCGUUUAUGUCUAUAAAGACAACGAAUUAGAUAAAGCGUUGGAUUUGGUUGGAACUUCAACCGCUUUUGCAUUAACCGGCGCCGUUUUCUCCCAAGACAAGAAAUUCUUAGAACGAGCUUUAGAUGAACUAAAAAUGACCGCAGGAAACUUUUACAUCAAUGAUAAAUCAACCGGAAGCGUCGUUGGUCAACAACCGUUUGGUGGGGCGAGAUUAUCCGGUACUAAUGAUAAAGCAGGAGGGCCGCAUUACGUGCUAAGAUGGGGGAAUCCCCAAGCCGUUAAAGAAACGUUUGUUCCUUUAAAUGAAAUUUAUUAUCCGUACAUGACCGAAAAUUAAAUUAAAAUCAAACGAAAAAUAAUAAAAUGUAUGUAUAAACAACAAUUUAAACAUGAAAUAAUCAAUAUUGAUUUAAAAGAAACAAAUUUGAUGGUUAUAAAAAUGGAUUUGUGAUAUUUUUUUUUUUGUUUUUAAAAUGGAAAGAAGAAAAUGGACAAUAUCUACCUGUAUGUAUCUUAAUCUUACAUAUAUUAAUGUGUAUAAAAUAAAUAUAUACGUAUCAAGUUA
Onthophagus taurus is the source of this 2059-nucleotide messenger RNA. The record is from RefSeq and is a predicted model, not a curated record. Lineage: Eukaryota; Metazoa; Arthropoda; Insecta; Coleoptera; Scarabaeidae.